AUGACAAAUAUAUUAGCGAUUAACGCGGGAAGUUCAAGCUUAAAAUUUAAAUUAUUUCUUCAUGAUGAAAACAAAGAAGAAGCCAUCAAUCUGGUAUCAAAAGGAACCAUCUCGGAAAUUACCUCGGAAUCAUCAUCAUUUUCCGCAAAAAUCAUUUCGUCCGAUACCAAAACGACAAAAUCUUUACAGACGAUCACUCACGAGAAAGCAUUCAAUCAUAUCAUUUCAUACCUACUUGAAACGAUAAUAAAAUCAAAAGAUCAAAUAAAAUAUAUCGUUCAUAGGGUGGUUCACGGUGCGACGGAAACCCAAGAAUUCAUCUUGAGAUCUGAUCCAACAACUCCUCGGGCUCUAUCCAAACUUGAUUCAUUAUCUGAAUUGGCACCAUUGCAUAAUCAUGUCAGCGUGUUAAUAAUAAAAUCUUGUUUAAAAGAAUUGCCGAAUUCAACGAAUUACGCGUUCUUUGAUACGUUAUUUCAUCAAUCCAUACCACCUCAUGUUUACACUUACGCUUUGCCUUUUGAGAAAGCCAAGCAGAAGAGAAUUAGAAAAUAUGGUUUUCAUGGUAUAAGUCAUUCUUAUGUUACUAAAAUUGCCGCGAAUUAUUUGGGAAUUGAUUGGAACGAUGAUGAUACAAAAUUUAUCAGUUUACAUUUGGGAAGUGGUGCUAGCGUUUGUGCCGUCAAAGGUGGCAAAAGCAUUAAUACAACUAUGGGAUUAACCCCUUUAGAAGGAUUGCCGGGAGCUACUAGGUCUGGUUCGAUCGAUCCUUCUGCCAUAUUUCAUCUUUCGUCUAAAGCACGUAAAUGUGAAGAAUCCCACCAUUCAGUGGAAAAACAAUUUCAUUUAACGGAAGCGGAAUCUAUUUUAAACCAUGAUUCGGGAUUUAAAGGACUUUGUGGUCUUUCAAAUUUCGGGGACAUUACAAAAUCGAUUCACAAUGCUACCGAGGGGAACGAAAAUCAAGAACGCGCAAAAUUAACAUUUAAUAUCUUUGUCAAUCGUAUCGUGAAUUAUAUUGGAAGUUACUUUGUUGAAUUAGAAGGUAAUAUUAGUGCAUUGAUAUUCACCGGUGGAAUUGGCGAAAAUAGUAAAGAAUUACGCGAAUCGGUCACGGAUAAGGUUGAAUGUUUAGGAUUUCCCAAAGUUGAUAAAGAGAAAAAUGAAAAUGUUGAAGGAUCCUUUAAGAAAGGUGAUGAUGUGGUGGAAAUUUCCAACAGGACAAAAGGAAAGUCUCGAGUGUUGGUGGUUGAAACCAAUGAGGAAAAAGAAAUGGUUAAUCAAUUAAUCGCGAAAAUUUAG
Messenger RNA from Funneliformis geosporum, 1302 nucleotides. NCBI's taxonomy places the organism in Eukaryota, Fungi, Glomeromycota, Glomeromycetes, Glomerales, Glomeraceae. The record is from the annotation of a GenBank genome assembly.